UUCUCGAGAGAGACUGUUCCCAACUUGUGAUUCUCGCUCUCCCUCUUUCUCUUUGCUCCGAAAUCUCUAGGGCUUCAAUUCCAUCCGCGGUUGAGGAGUUCUCAAUGGAGAUCUGACAAGAGUGCGUCUGUCAAAUGGUAGACCUGAUCUAAGAUGGUUUUCAAGAACAAGAUAAAAUUGGCGGCGUUUGUGGGCAUUGCCUUGUCUGUGGCGUCUUUGCUGGUUCACCUUCUUCUUGCGGAUUACUCCACUGGGGAUUUGAUAAGGCAUAAAGUGGAUGAUUUCUAUGCUGUUGGACCGAAAUUUCGCAAUCAGAAUUUAUGGGGUCCUGUGAAAUCCUUGGACACCUUACAACCCUUUGCAACUCCUAGAAACUCAUAUCCAGGUCCUAAUGGUGAGAAUGGAUUCAUAUAUGCAAAGAUCUUUGGUGGAUUUGAUUCGAUUAGAUCAGCGAUCUGUGAUCUUGUCACCAUAGCCAGACUGUUAAACGCCACUUUAGUUAUUCCAGAGAUUCAACAAAGCCUUCGAUCGAAAAGCAUCAGCACGAAGUUUAAGAGCUUUUCUUAUAUUUACAAUGAGGAACAGUUUAUAGCAGCUCUGUCAAAUGAUGUUGUUGUUGUGAAGAGCCUACCAGAUGACUUAAAGGAUGCCAGAAAGCAGAAUAAGCUUCCUGUUGUUUCACCUAGAUAUUCAACUGCAACUAGUUACUAUAUUGGAAAAAUUCUACCACGUCUGAAGGAAUCAAAAGCUGUUGGACUAAUGAUUUCUUAUGGUGGAUGUCUUGAGUCCAUCCUUCCACCAAACAUGGCUGAAUACCAGAGACUUAGAUGCAGGGUUGCAUUUCAUGCUCUUCAGUUUCGCCCAGAGAUUCUUGCACUAGGAAACCGAAUGGUGGAAAGAUUACGAGGUUCUGGUCGACCAUAUAUGGUAUUUCACCCUGGUCUUGUGAGAGACACUCUAGCAUUUCGUGGAUGUGCAGAACUUUUCCAAGAUGUACAUACUGAACUUAUUCAAUACAGAAGGAGUAAGAUGAUAGAGCAUAAUUUUCUCCAUGAAAAUCUAAACGUUGAUUCAAUGGCUCGAAAGCGAAAUGGAUCAUGCCCUAUCAUGCCUGAGGAGGUGGGACUUAUCCUUCGCGCAAUGGGUUACCACCCAAAUACAAUAAUCUAUUUGGCGGGAUCUGAGAUAUUUGGUGGGCAAAGGGUUCUCAUCCCUUUACGUGCCAUGUACCUGAACUUAGUGGAUCGCACUUCUCUGUGCAGCAAAAAAGAGUUGACUGAUUUGCUUGGGCCUGAAACUAGUCUCCCUUUAGAUUUGCCUCAGUCUCCGCCAGAGAAAAGCAAAAAACAACUGAUUAAGGAGUGGAAUAAAGCUGGUCCACGUCCUAGACCUCUUCCUCCACCUCCCGCUCGCCCUUUUUACAGGCAUGAGAAAGAAGGUUGGUAUGGAUGGGUAGCUGAAACUGACACAGAACCUGAACCUUCUCGCAUGGAUCUGAGGCUGCAAGCACAUAGGUUGAUCUGGGAUGCUCUUGAUUAUCUUGUUUCCGUUGAAGCUGAUGCUUUUAUUCCUGGGUUUCACAAUGAUGGAAGCGGAUGGCCUGAUUUCUCAAGCUUAGUCAUGGGGCAUCGGUUAUACCAAAUGGCUUAUGCAACGACAUAUCGCCCUGACAGAAAAACAAUUGCAGAGCUCUUUGAAAGUAUCCGCGACCAUCUCUAUCAUCCAAAGCGCAAUUGGACAGCCACUGUUCGAGAACAUCUUAACAAUAGUUUGGGAGUCGAAGGUCUCACAGCAGCAGCUAAGAUGUUAAAACCAAGGUCUUUCAUCUCACACCCCUUGCCAGAGUGUUCUUGCAGAUUAUCAAAGCCCAAAAACAUUAUCCGAGAUACUACAAAGGGCGGAGACGGGGAAUUGUUGUAUGGAGGUGAGCCCAUUUGCCCUGAUUGGCUGGUGAACGGGAUGGUUUCUCUCAAACCUCCAACUCCCAGUCAAAAAGACGAUGUCCCCGAGGAUAAUGAGUUGCCCGAAGACGAUCCUGUUCCGGAGGGGCCACCAGAAUCCGACUCUGGAAGCAGAAAUGAGGUAUCAUCGAGAUCAUCAGAGCAAGAUGAAGAGAUGGAUCCUGAUGACUAAAUUCCACUAUCAGAAAGAGCAAGACCAUAUAUCUUUUGCAUUGACACUUGUAGGGAAGAAAAAGACCCGAAAUGAAGUAUUCACCGUCGUACUGAAAAUGUAAAGCCGGAAAGGACGGCAAAGAUCGACGACACUCGCAUUCUUCCCGUAUAGCGGUGAUUCUUCAGUUUAUGAACUGGAGAAGGAUGGUAACAGCCUCAGUGUUCUUUUUUCCCCAAGAAUGCCUCUACUAAUCGAUUGCCCGACUUCGAUCUGUAAAUGGGAAAACUGUAUUUUUGGGACAUGCUGUUACAUUUUCGAUUUGUUGAAAUUUUGACUACUGAUUGCAAAUUUGUUUGUUGGUGUAGAAAUAAUCACUGCUGAUUGGAGAAGAGGGAUGAAAAAAAAAAGAUGUGGUUUUUAGGGAUUAUUGUUGGCAGUGCUGGACUGCUUGAGAUUUCUAUAAUUAUUUUUUUACUGCUUCAGCAAAGCUUGGGCAUAUAAAAACAGGUACUUUGUUGAGUUUGAUC
Dioscorea cayenensis subsp. rotundata (Guinea yam) is the source of this 2642-nucleotide messenger RNA. RefSeq names its product protein EMBRYO SAC DEVELOPMENT ARREST 30. Gene Ontology annotation, cellular component: cytoplasm; Golgi apparatus. The record is from RefSeq and is a predicted model, not a curated record. The transcript is spliced from 11 exons. NCBI's taxonomy places the organism in Eukaryota, Viridiplantae, Streptophyta, Magnoliopsida, Dioscoreales, Dioscoreaceae. Bases 154 to 2133 code for a protein of 659 amino acids.